Messenger RNA from Cinara cedri, 379 nucleotides. The record is from the annotation of a GenBank genome assembly. NCBI's taxonomy places the organism in Eukaryota, Metazoa, Arthropoda, Insecta, Hemiptera, Aphididae.
AUGAGACUAAUAUCUGGUACAANCAUUAAUAGCAAUUGCCCCCCCCCCACCACUCCGCAAAGUGAACGCCUUAGUUAAAGAGUUCUCAAAAAUCAAUCACGAACUACCCAUUAAUAAUUUUAUUUGUGAUGCGACCAAAACACGAUUAAAGUCCAGAAACCCCCCAUCAAAAACAGCCAAAGACCUAAUCAACGCAAACUUUGAUAUGAUGAUGAAAUGGAAACAAAUGUGGGCAGCUAUGGUAGAGAAUGAUAACAUUCUAGACAACAUAUUACCAGGACAUAUACCCACAAGAUUUGACCUACAGCGCAAUCUAUGGUGUACACUUAACCGAAUACGAACUUCGCACGGUAGAUGUGCAGAUUCCUUACACAAAUGA